Messenger RNA from Brassica napus (rape), 1143 nucleotides. RefSeq names its product agamous-like MADS-box protein AGL97. Gene Ontology annotation, molecular function: DNA-binding transcription factor activity, RNA polymerase II-specific; RNA polymerase II cis-regulatory region sequence-specific DNA binding; protein dimerization activity. Gene Ontology annotation, biological process: positive regulation of transcription by RNA polymerase II. Lineage: Eukaryota; Viridiplantae; Streptophyta; Magnoliopsida; Brassicales; Brassicaceae. The transcript has a single exon. Bases 16 to 933 code for a protein of 305 amino acids. The record is from RefSeq and is a predicted model, not a curated record.
UCUCUCUCGAGAAGAAUGGUGAAAGGUGGUACAAAGAGGAAGGCAACGAUGGAGAGGAUCACGAAACGCGAAUCUGCGGCAACGACUUUCACGAAACGAAGCUACGGUCUCCAUAGCAAAGUCUCGCAGCUCUGUCUUCUCACCGACGCACAGAUCGCCGUGUUGGCAACACCUCCUUCUUCCCACUCCAACGUCAGCUUCUUCUCCUUCGGCCACUCUUCGGUUGACUCCAUCGUUACCGCUUUUCUCACGGGAGAGAGACCUGCUGUCCGAGAAGAAAUAGAGGAUCACGAGGACCUUGGGAUUUGUCUCGCUAGAAAAGAGUUAGGGUUGCCUCAGUGGUGGGAUGACGAUGCUCUUCUCAAAUCUAAGAAUCCCCAAGAACUGUCCCUUGCCAUCAACUCCAUGUCUAGGUUGUUGACUAAAAUCAAUGAGUUGCGUGCUGAAGACGCAGAGGAAGAGCCUCCUCUGAAGAAACAGAAGAAGAAGAAGAACGAGGAGACAAUGAAGAAAACAGAACCCACGGUGGAACAAACCCUAGUUCUCCCGUCCGGUUCCAGUGACAGAACCCUAGAUUACAACAACAACAACAAUGACUCGUUGGAGGAGAUUGAUUUUGAUCAACUAAUUGAUCUGGAUUUAGAUUUAGAUUUUGAUUUCGAGUCUAUGAAUUCUUCUGACAACAACGACGAGACCAUGAAGAUGACAGAGCCCUUGGAUCAACCGCUCCUUCUCCCAUACGAUAUUUGUGCCAGUCCAGACAACAACAACACCUAUUCAACUGGAGAGAUGAGCUUAGAUUACGGGAUUGAUAAGCAGCUUCAGGAGACUACUAUUGCAAUGAGCUCGGUGGCUUGUGAUGAUGGUGUCUCUGCUUUGAAUGAAGAUGACAUCAACUUCUCUGAUUAUCUCACUCAGUUUCUGCAGUCUUGAAGAUAACAACAGUAUAUGGUUUAUUAGUUAACUUCUCUGUAACUUGUUUGUCUUGGUUACUUUUUAACGUGUUUCACACUGAUGUAUGUAACAAAUGAAGGGUCUUGUUUGAUCUCUCAUCAAUUUUCCAUAUCGGUAUGGAAUUGAUUAGACUCAAACCGCUCACCUUCAGUUUUCGGAUUAAUGGUAGACUUUGUGUUCUGUGUUAUA